This is a messenger RNA of Eruca vesicaria subsp. sativa (arugula), 1116 nucleotides long. Lineage: Eukaryota; Viridiplantae; Streptophyta; Magnoliopsida; Brassicales; Brassicaceae. The record is from the annotation of a GenBank genome assembly.
AUGCAUCGUUCGCGCUUUUUAAUAAAGUCUUUGCUAAGCAGAGCACGAGGCAUUGCACGUCUUGGAUCCACUCUCUCUCAGCCGCAACCACCGUCGUCUCUCUCCUCCACCGUCAUGAGUAGACGUGAAACUCACACAACAAGACUCUGCAUCGUCGGUAGUGGUCCAGCGGCUCACACGGCGGCUAUCUACGCAGCUAGAGCUGAACUUAAACCUCUUCUCUUUGAAGGAUGGAUGGCUAACGACAUAGCUCCAGGCGGUCAACUAACAACCACCACCGACGUUGAGAACUUCCCUGGCUUUCCAGAAGGUAUCCUCGGGGUAGAGCUCACAGAGAAGUUCAGGAAGCAGUCAGAGAGAUUCGGUACGACUAUUUUCACCGAGACGGUGACUAAAGUCGACUUCACGUCGAAGCCGUUUAAGCUGUUCACAGACUCCAGAGCCGUUCUUGCAGACGCUGUGAUUCUCGCUACUGGAGCUGUGGCUAAGCGGCUUAGCUUCCCUGGCUCUGGUGAAGGCUCUGGAGGUUUCUGGAACCGUGGAAUCUCAGCUUGUGCUGUCUGCGACGGAGCUGCUCCUAUAUUCCGUGACAAGCCUCUUGCGGUUAUCGGUGGAGGCGAUUCGGCGAUGGAGGAGGCUAACUUCCUCACCAAGUAUGGUUCCAAAGUGUAUAUAAUCCAUAGGAGAGACGCUUUUAGAGCUUCCAAGAUUAUGCAGCAGAGAGCUUUGUCGAAUCCUAAGAUCGUUGUGAUUUGGAACUCGAAGGUUGUGGAGGCUUAUGGGGAAGGGGAGAGAGGCCUUCUUGGAGGGUUGAAGGUGAAGAAUGUGGUUAGUGGAGAGGUUUUGGAUUUGAAAGUUUCUGGAUUGUUCUUUGCGAUUGGUCAUGAGCCAGCUACGAAGUUUCUUGAUGGUGCUGUUAAGCUUGAUUCUGAUGGCUAUGUGGUGACUAAGCCUGGUUCUACACAGACUAAUGUUGCUGGAGUUUUUGCGGCCGGUGAUGUUCAGGACAAGAAGUAUAGGCAGGCGGUAACAGCUGCCGGAACUGGAUGCAUGGCAGCUUUGGAUGCGGAGCAUUACUUACAGGAGAUUGGAUCUGAGCAAGGUAAGAGUGAUUGA